GAGGAGAAAGUGGAUUUGCAGACUUCAUUCACUCACAAGUCAGAUGUGUCUACAUGCUGCACUGCAUGCUGCAAAUUCAGUUAUGUUGUUUUGUAUACGAGCCAUUAGGCUCAGACAUGGAGCCAUUAGAUGCUGGGACAGUCAUCGCACCAUAGCUACUGUCAUCUCAGGCAAGAAGACAUCACAACAGAUGAUGGAGCAUCUGAAAAAGGAUGUGGAGGAGAUGUCGGGUCAGUUUUCUGGAUUUCGACCAGGCCUGGUGGUGCUACAAGUUGGGGACAGAGAUGAUUCCAAUCUUUACAUCAGUAUGAAGUUAAAGGCAGCAGCGAAGAUUGGAAUUAAUGCAAACCACAUCAGGCUUCCAAAGACUGCGACAGAAGAUGAGGUGUUGCAAAGCAUUUCUAUGUUUAAUGAGAACCCUGAAGUGCACGGGCUGAUCGUUCAGUUACCGCUGGACUCCGUUAACUUUAUAGACACAGAAAAAGUCACUAAUGCUGUGGCUCCAGAGAAGGAUGUGGACGGGUUGAGCAGUGUUAGUGCAGGAAAACUGGCUCGUGGAGAUCUAAAAAAUUGCUUCAUGCCCUGCACACCCAACGGGGUAAUGAAACUCAUCAGACAAACGGGCGUUUCAUUGUCUGGUACGAAUGCCGUGGUGAUCGGGCGCAGUAAGAUUGUUGGCGCACCUAUGCAUGAUCUCCUUUUAUGGAACCAUGUCACCGUCACCAGCUGCCACUCCAGGACUCCAGAUCUUGCUGCACAUGUGGGCAGGGCAGAUGUCUUAGUGGUGGGCACCGGAAGAGCAGAGAUGGUAAAAGGCGAGUGGAUAAAAGAGGGAGCGGUGGUCAUUGAUGUUGGCAUCAAUUACAUCCCAGACAAGAGGAGACCUGGAGGGAUGCGGGUGGUGGGUGAUGUUCACUACCCAUCAGCUGUAGAACGAGCUGGAUUCAUCACUCCAGUUCCUGGAGGAGUAGGACCCAUGACUGUAGCCAUGUUGAUGGAGAAUACAAUCAAAAGUGCUAAACAAUUUCUACAAAUAUACCGACCUGGGAGUUGGAACAUUUCCUACACACAGCUGAAGCAGCAGAGACCUCAACCAAGUCAUGCUCAGAUCUCUCGCUGCCGCCCACGGAAACCUAUCGGUCAGCUGGCCAAAGAAAUAGGCCUCUACUCGAAGGAGAUGGAGCCAUACGGCAGGGGCCGGGCGAAAGUAAGCCUGGAUGUCCUAAAACGCCUGAGCAAACAGCCUGAUGGGAAAUACAUAGUGGUCACUGGAAUUACCCAGACUCCACUGGGUGAGACCCAGAGCACCAUCACGCUUGGACUGGCACAUGCUUUAGGAGCCCACAUGAAGGUCAACACUUUGGCCUGUGUAGAACAACCUUCUCCACGAUACAGUCUCCACAUCAGAAAAGGUGUUGCAGGUGCUUAUUCUCAGAUUCCCAUGGAAGAGGCCAUUUUUCAACCUUCAGGAGACACUGAAGCUCUUUCUGCAGCCUGUGGUGUAAUAACGGACACCAUCACGACGUACUGCUACUAUCAGUCCAGACUAUCUGACCAGGCUAUGUUUGAACUCCUGGUUCCAUUCAGAGAAGGUCAUCAAGUGUUCUUACCACAUCAGCUCAAAAGGCUACAGAGACUAGGUAUUGACAAAUCCGACCCCUCGACACUAACCCAAAAAGAGCUAGAACGCUUCGUCCAGUUGGACGUGGACUUAAACACCAACACGGACCGGCUCUCUCUGGAGAACGAGAUCAUGGCUGUUGUGUCUCUGAGCAGCAGUGCAGACGAUCUACAGGCCAGAUUGGACAAAAUGGUGGUUGUUAACAGCAAAUCUGGAGAGCCUGUAACCACAGAGGACCUGGGUGUUAGUGGUGUUUUAUCACUGCUGUUGAACAACACCGUGAAGCCUUGUCUCAUGCAGACUUUGGAGGGGACUCCAGUAUUUCUUCACGCUGGUCCAUUAACUGAUGAUGCCCAGGGCAGUCCAUCCGUCAUGGCAGACAAAACAGCCCUGAAACUGGUUGGCCCUGAAGGAUUUGUGGUAACUGAGACAGCUCAUGCUGGGAUGGACAAGUUCUUCAACGUCACAUGUCACUCCUCAGGUCUGCAGCCGGACGUACUGGUUUUUGUGACCACCGUCCAGGCCCUAAAAGUGUACGGACGUGGCGCGCAGGUAACAUCGGGCUUUCCUUUGCCCGAAAUGUACACAGACGAGAAUCUAAAGCUGUUGAGGAAAGGAUGCGAUCAUCUGAAGAGGCAGGUGGAGAACGCCCGGGUGUACGGCCUCCCAGUGAUAGUGGCUGUUAACACCUCCAGCCGUGACACAGAAGCUGAGCUGGAGCUGGUAUGUAGCCAGGCACGCCAGGCCGGGGUGUUUGAGGUGGUACAGUGCACCAGCUGGACUAGUGGGGGCACUGGAGCGCUGGAUCUGGCACACAGUGUCCGAAGAGCAGCCGAGAUCCCCAGCACACUGCGCUUUCUCUAUGAUCUGCAGCUACCGGUCAUCGAUAAGAUUAAAGCAGUAGCACAAAAGACGUGUGGCGCUAAAGAUGUGGAGCUAACACCUAAAGCCAAAGAGAAACUAGCACUGUACAUAAAACAGGGCUUUGAGAAUUGUCCAGUUUGCAUAAACGAGACCUGUUUACCUUUGAGCAAAGAUUCAGAAGCACCUGAAGACUUUACCCUGAUAAUAACAGAUAUCCAGGCCUACGUGGGAGCAGGAUUUCUCUAUCUGGUGCCUGACACGAAAAGUGGCAGUUCUGAAGAUCCUAUGUGGCCAUGUUGGCAUCACAGCAGUGACCUUCACAAUAACGGCCAGUAGCUUCAUUGUUUAAGGGCUGCAGCUGAACUUCUUAACUACAGUAUUUAAGCUCAUAGCAUUAUGGGAUUAUAGCAUGUCUAUAUCGGGUCUGAUUACUUUCUGAAUCCACUGUAUAUUACAUACAAGGAGUCUCUGUGAAUAUGCACUGAUGAGGCAUAACAUUAUGACCACCUUCCUAACUGACUAUGCAGCCCCAUAUGCAGCAAACUGUGAUGCUCUGUGUAUUCUUACACCUUUCUAUCAGAACCAGCAUUAACUUCUUCAGCAAUUUGAGCUACAGUAGCUCGUCUGUUGGAUCACACGUGCAUCAAUAAGCCUUGGCUGCCCAUGACCCUGUCGCCGGUUUACCACUGUUCCUUCCUUGGACCACUUUUGAUAGAUACUGACAUCUGCAGACCGGGAACGAUCAUGAUGGAGAGAUAAUCAGUGUAUUCACUUCACCUGUCAGUGCUCAUAAUGUUAUACCUGGUCGGUGUACUGAUGUAUGUUCUUUCUCAGCUAAUAAAUGAAGUUUCCCUUUCUUUAUUUUUAGUCUGUUUACUUAUCAAACAUCUGUGAAAUGUAAUUUUAAGUACAUGUAAAUAUUAUUGACUUGUUUCUAUGGAAAACUUCUGCUCUUUGCUCUUCCAUAUGCUUUUGAUUAUUGUUCUAGCUACUGUUGUGUUUAUUUAAUAAAGUCUGUUGACCCACAGAGGCACUGGAUAGUGAAA
Molecule: messenger RNA, 3531 nt
Organism: Trichomycterus rosablanca
Lineage: Eukaryota; Metazoa; Chordata; Actinopteri; Siluriformes; Trichomycteridae
Gene: mthfd1a
Product: methylenetetrahydrofolate dehydrogenase (NADP+ dependent) 1a, methenyltetrahydrofolate cyclohydrolase, formyltetrahydrofolate synthetase
Exons: 28
Coding region: 44-2821 (925 amino acids)
Biological process (GO): tetrahydrofolate interconversion
Cellular component (GO): cytosol
Molecular function (GO): formate-tetrahydrofolate ligase activity; ATP binding; methenyltetrahydrofolate cyclohydrolase activity
Source: RefSeq, a predicted model, not a curated record